AUGUCUUCAAUCAAAGCAACGUCCCAUUUAUUAUUCUAUUCUUUCGCAUUUGGUGGAACCACAUUCUAUUCCUACUUUGCAUCUCCCAUUGCAUUCAAAGUCUUAGAAAGAGAACAAUUCUCUAAAUUGCAAAAUAAUAUCUUCCCUUAUUUCUUUCAGUUAGAAGCAAUCUCACCAUUAAUCCUCGCACUAACUUCGCCAUUCUCAUUAACCCAAGGUCCUAUAAUUACCUUAACGAUGGCAACGUUAAGUGGAUUAACUAAUCUUUGUUGGUUAUUACCAUGGACAAGAUCAAUCAAGGAGGAAAGGAAAGAUAUUGCUGAAAACUUUAAGAUUGAUAAAGAUUUAAAGAAAUUCGAAAAACUGGAUGCUCCUUUGAAAAAAGAAUUUGGGAAAUCUCAUGGGUUGAGCUUAUUAAUGAAUAUGACUCAUACUUUGAGCCUUUUAGCAUAUGGUGUCUUAUUCUCAAGGGGAAUCUUCAAAUAUGUUCCUAAAUAA
This is a messenger RNA of Naumovozyma dairenensis CBS 421, 498 nucleotides long. It is a transcript of the gene TMH18, whose product is annotated as Tmh18p. Lineage: Eukaryota; Fungi; Ascomycota; Saccharomycetes; Saccharomycetales; Saccharomycetaceae. The record is from RefSeq and is a predicted model, not a curated record. The coding region runs from base 1 to 498 and encodes 165 amino acids. The transcript is spliced from 2 exons.